UCAUGUGGAGCUGUAGGAUCUACAGUGCUGGCCGCUGUUAAAUGAUUUUAUCAAUUAGUAGUGGAAAGACCAGGACCACGGUCUUGAAUACUGCGUUGUGAUUGGUCCAAACGCAGAACUCGUAAUGUUCAGCGCUCCCAUAUAAACCCAUGCAGACUUGACAUCGGUUCUAUCUGUCAUGCAAGUCAAAAGGAUAGUGAGGAGUCCAAUGUAAAGAAAUUGCUGGCACUUGUAAUAGCCUACAUUUGUUCUGUUUUUCGUCGCUGCAGAAGCUUUUUUUUUUUUUUUUGGAGCGUUAUUCCUUAUGAUUUACACACAAAUCAGGAGGCGUCUCUUUACAUUUAGUUGUAUUAUCUGUGUUGAGAGGACGAUGCCUUUGAGGACCGGACUUUUCCUCCUGAUGGUGCUGAACGCAUCUGCAUAUGAACUGGAUCAAAACGAGUCUUAUUCGCCCAGGAGAGCACGCUUUUCUGCCAACAGCCCUUCAGAUGUGGCACGCUGUCUCAACAGUGCCCUCCAAGUUGGCUGCGGAGCCUUCGCCUGCCUGGAAAACUCAACUUGUGACACAGAUGGCAUGCAUGACAUCUGCAAGUCCUUCCUAUACAGUGCUGCUAAAUUUGACACUCAGGGUAAAGCAUUCGUGAAGGAGAGCCUUAAGUGCAUUGCCAAUGGCAUCACCUCGAAGGCAUUCCCCACCAUCCGCCGCUGCUCCACCUUCCAAAGAAUGAUAUCCGAAGUCCAAGAGGAGUGCUACAGCAAGCUGGAUAUCUGCACCGUUGCCCGAUCAAAUCCAGAUGCUAUUGGUGAAGUGGCACAGCUACCAAGUCACUUCCCAAAUAGGUUUUAUGGUAAGCUGCUACAGAGCCUGAUGGACUGCGAUGAGGACACGGUGGACCGCGUUAGGACCAGCAUGGUGUCGCGGCUGGGCCCAGAGAUGACCAUGCUUAUUCAGCUGCUGCAGAACAAGCCCUGCCCAUCCACUGCUGUGGCUGCAGCUGCCGCCAUCCCAACUGGAGUGGAGGGCCGUGGGAGCUGGCGCUGGUCCAUGGGUCCCCAUAUGUACAAGAUCCAGCCUAAUCUGCGAAACAGAGACUCUGCCAGUCAUUUUGGCAAAAAGCGCUCUGCCAGUGACAGCUCCUAACUUCCACUCAGAUUCAGAAACUCCACACACUCCUCAAAAACAUCAUGAAAGCUCCUCUAUUCCCUAGGGGUGAUAAAAUACAUUCCUCCGCUAGACUGGAAGUUACAGAAAUAUGCACCUCUAGGGAAUGCCGGAACGCCCAUAGAGUUGAUAUCAGAGUUUGAUUGUUGUUAUAUGUAUAUCCUACACUUUAGGCUUGAGAGAAUCCCCCCUUCCAUUGACUGUUUUCAAACGUGUCUGCUCACAGUUAGUGUUGAACAUGUGGCUGUUGCAUCUGUGCAACAUGGUCCUGCUCACUCCUCUUCGCCAUCCUCCAACAGAGAUGAAUCCUUAAGAUUUCUUUUGAUGCCAAGCGUGAAAAAAACUAUUAAAAAAGAAAAAAAAGAAAAGAAAGAAAACAGCCAUGGUGGUUCACGCCUUUAGAGCACAAGUUCAUACUUUAAAGGACAAAAAUCUCAUAAUCCAGACAUCUGUUCAUGAAUAGAAGUAGUUGGAUAAUUAUUAGUUCAUUGAUAGGAAUGGAAAAUUAUUGCUAGGUGUAUUUAAUAUUUGAGACCAAUCAAAUUGUGAGCAUGAGAUAUGACCUUUCAUAUUUAUUUUCCUAACAUAACAGUUAAAUGUACUGUACACUAAGUUAUCUGAGACAGCCAUAGCUAGCCCUCUACGAGAGAGAGCGCUCAUACAGAGUGAGGUCUGCAGAGGUUUUAUGAUAACCUUUGACCUUAAACUGACCAAAAAAAAAAAAAAAAAACUACAAACUGCCCUGAAUGCUAUUUAUGAUAUACCAAAAUAGUGUAUAGCUAUAGCACUUAUAAUUGUUUUUGUUGUGAUGGCAGGUGUAGCUGUGCACAGAUGGAUUGUCUAGGUCAUGGCCAAGUCUAACUAUCAGAAAACAAAAAAAAAGUCCAUUUUGCAUAUAUUGUAUCCAGACACUUGUAAUGCAUAUGACUGUUGAGCUCUGCAGUAUAUGUGGGACCAUGUUUAGUGGAAUCUGUAUCCAUGUUCUUAAGUGAGCGUGAAGCAGUAGUGUAUGUGCGGUGGCUGAUUAGCACGUUCACCGAUGAGACUGAGCGCAGCCAUCGUCUUGGACUGAUGAUCGUCAUUCUCUGAGGUGAAUAACGUGACAUACACACUGGCUUCCAGUGUCGAGAUUGAGAAAGACUAUUUAAAAAAAAAAAAAAAAAAAAAGCCUUGUUGGAAUGAUAUUUAUUUUCCUACUAUAUUAUUUAAUUUGUUUUUUUAUUAUUAUUAUUUUAAUGCAUUAUUGUAGUUUUGAUUACUUUACAGAUUUAACAAGCAGUUCAGUCAUGGCUCCUAUUUGAACAUGAGCUCUAUGCCAAAAAAAAAAGAGAGAGAGAGAAAAAGAAAGAGUGAGCUGACACUCUGGUGACUGAAUGGGACCCAUGUCAUGACUCUGUGCUGGCCAUAGGGGAACAAUGUUGGUCAUUCAUGUCAGGUAAUCCGCUUUAUGGGUGUUACAAGGGACCACAACAAAAACGAUAGCUUUCUGACACACGUUCUGGUUUGAAGAAAGGUUGUUAUUGCAGCUGCUGGAUGCGCUUGUUCAGUGCAGGGGGUUCGUGCACGUUAUUGAACACUGACCAGGUGUAAUCACAAUAAAACAAACACCAGCAUCCAUUAUCCUCAUAGGGAAGUUAUUUUAACGGCCCUGUCCUAGUUUGUGCAGGCUGAAAUUUAAUAGACGUUUCCAAAGUGGUAUGAUUGUUUGAGCUGCUGUUGCAAAGACCAGAUCGCUUACCAUUUUUCUUCAGAGCGUAACUCUGUGAAGAAAUGAUCAGCACCACUUUGGGAAUAAGAAAGAAUUUAAAUUGUCACAGUUUUGUACUGGAUCUGGGAGCAAGCAAAACAGACAAAUCAUGUUACAGUUUAAGUAACGUUAAGUAACUGCAGCAGAGGUUGGCGUCGGGAUGGCGGAGGAGUAAGGAAGAGGAGACAGGAAGCAGUCUAAAAGCAGAAGGUGUCAUUAUUCUAUAGCAAUUAUAAUGACAAAGUUAAGCAAAAACGUUGUCUAUUUCCAUUUAGAUUAGGUUAUAUUUAAAUACAUUCUGAUCGUAGCACUCUUGCAUUUCUUUCUUGUUAUUUUCUAUGUGUUUAUUUGGAUUUUUCUGACAUUAUACGGUAGAGAAAGAGAUAGGAAAGAUGCAAGAGAAGUGAGGACACGCAUCAUGGGAGCACAUAAUGUGGUAUCUGUGUAUGCUUUAGCCACUCAGUCGCAGUCUUUCUAUAAAGCCCCUGAAAUCUUCUCAUAACAUUCACUAUUAAUAUUAAUAUUUCAUGAUCCAAAACCACAGAUAAUCUGCUUAAUCAAGACUAUGUGGAUGCGGUUUGAUGAGGUUAAUUGAUGGAUUGAAAUUUUCCAUUUCCAUGUCAAACCACUGAAGAUGAGCACGGACAGAAAUCUCUCGUGUGUCCAUGUUACACCACAUCACUCAUAGUUGAUUCAGAAAAUAUGUUUUCGGGGCCUUGAAGAGAGUGAUGUGUUCCAGGAUCGACUAGAUUAAAGAGACCAAACAGUAUCUAGUUUGCGACUUAAUGAUGAAGAAAAAUGAGGCGGAAACUCAACAGAACCCAGUGUCUGAGGUCCAGAAGUUUCAUACACUUGGUUUACUGCACUAGCAGUAACAAGCAACACAAGUCAAAGUAAGAAAGCUACCAGUGUGCUGUUUUGCUUUUUGCUGGCUCAUUGGGAAACUCAGGUGUUAGGCUGUCUCAGUAGGUAAGAAGCUCGUGUUAGUUUGUGUGUAUUAGGGGAUUUGUAACUGUAUAUCAGCGUAACAAAAAGUCCCAGUAGACUUCAUUCAUUAAGAUCUCUCUCCGAAAAAACCACAGAUGAAAUCUGAACAUGUUUGCAGAUGAGACCGCAUGUUUCAUGGCCUUCAGAGAGGAUUAGUACAGAGCCACAGUCACUGAGAAGGGUCUUCAUGCUGGUGUUUGUUUUGUCUAUACCUGGGUAGAUAUAGAGGAUGGUGGUGUGGGAGUAACUUGCAAAUGUUUGUGCACAUAAAAAAAAAUGCAAUAUAAAGAUGAACUUGGAAGCAGGACUGGGUUCAGUUCACUAUUCAUUCAGAAAAAUACCCUUGAAACCAUUCAAAUCAGAUUUCAUAAUAAAAUUAUGAGGAAUUGUUCAGCGUAAGUGGUUCUGCUUGCCUGCCUGCUUGGUUUUGAUUAUAGUUUCUAUUUUGAUUUCAUGAAAAGAACUGAACCCAGUCCUCUCCUGAAAAAAAAGUGAAUUUAUAUAUUGUCCUGUAUAGAUAAAGAGAGAUUGAAGCACAGACCAGAGGAAAAAACAAAAACAAACAGAUGUCAGUGUCAAUCUAAUAGCUAUGUUAAGAAUUCCAAACUAUGCAAUAAUCUCACAUACAAAGGAUUCACAGCAACACAGAAAUUGACCUUUAUUUCAUUCAGUGCCAGCUGAUGCUGUGUGAAUAAAGCAGCAGCAUGUGUGCUCUCAUACUGCACUCACAGUGUGAAGGCAUUGCUCCUCUGCAUUGCUUUUCUGUUUCUGUGGUUCUUGUAAACUGGUGUUUCUUUUUGUUUGUUUGUUUUUGUUUUGUUUUGUUUCUUUCUUUUCUUUUUUUGUUCUGUGAAUAUGAUCAUUUUCUUUUGUGUCAUUUGGUGUGAAAGGACAGCAGUUCUGAAGGAAUCACUUGGGAAGUUAAGAGCUAUAGUCACACUGUAAUAUAUCCUAGCUUACUAUUUUAUGUUAAAUAUGCACUUUGCAUCUUAACCACUAUAAAGGGCAUUGAAACAUUCAGCACAUGUGCAAUUGAGACAUGUUUUAUUUACCCAGUGAAUGAAAAUCAGUUUGAAUAUUUCGCAUCCUGAAGGGUCAGGGCUUCUUCAUGUACUAUUGAUACAUAUGUCUGUAUCUUUGUUGUCCAUGGGUAAAUCCAAAACCCAACAGCUGCUGCUAAACUGUUACUUCCCUGUAUGAUGCUGUCCAGAUGCCCCUCUGCUGUGGCCGCUCCGAUCUGCCAACACACAGUGAGCUCAGCAUCAGUCCACAUUUACAUUUGAAACAUUUUAAUGUCCAUCCAUGUUCUUCAUAUUUAUUUUCUAUGAACACUCCUCGUGUCAAACAUAUUUGGCAAGGGCAAAUUGACUGUUUCCUCACCAAGUCAAAUGUAAUGGUAAUUUCAGAGAAUGUACCUGUAUACUGAAUGUCUGUUAACGACGAGGGCGUGCCCAAGUUUGGUGACCCAUGAAGGCUGUUUGGAAAAAAACAAAAGUGAGAAAAGUAUAAGUUUGCUUGCUUUUCGUUUUUUUUAAAUUCAAGCAUAUAGGGUGCUUAAGGUGGUACUGGAGCAUUAUUAAAUUGACCCAUGGUGAGUUUUGUGAAACUGUUUUUCUCCUGUCAACACUAGAGACUAAAGACUCCCUCACUUCUGGCACUUCAUGGUACUCUUUCCUCUCAAGACUUGAAAUAGAUUCAUAAAUGUUGUGCUUAAACAAAAUCAA
Larimichthys crocea (large yellow croaker) is the source of this 5620-nucleotide messenger RNA. It is a transcript of the gene stc1, whose product is annotated as stanniocalcin 1. The record is from RefSeq and is a predicted model, not a curated record. The transcript has 4 exons. Gene Ontology annotation, molecular function: hormone activity. Gene Ontology annotation, cellular component: extracellular region. Gene Ontology annotation, biological process: intracellular calcium ion homeostasis. Lineage: Eukaryota; Metazoa; Chordata; Actinopteri; Sciaenidae. The coding region runs from base 305 to 1141 and encodes 278 amino acids.